Messenger RNA from Phyllotreta striolata, 1929 nucleotides. The record is from the annotation of a GenBank genome assembly. NCBI's taxonomy places the organism in Eukaryota, Metazoa, Arthropoda, Insecta, Coleoptera, Chrysomelidae.
AUGAAGGCGAUACAAGUUUUCGCAUUAACGUGCUUGGCAGGCAUCGUCAGUGCAGGUGUUUACACCGAUCGUUUCAACAUACAAUACAACAAAAUCAAAAACAGGAACAAUGGUUACUUUUCGCCUGAAGGUGUACCGUACCAUUCGGUAGAAACCUUGAUCGUCGAAGCUCCCGAUCACGGUCACGAAACCACAUCAGAAGCUUUCAGUUACUGGGUUUGGAUGGAAGCCGUUCACGGUAAAAUCAACGGCGACUGGCAGGCUUUCAACAACGCUUGGGACAUACUGGAACGGUACAUCAUUCCAGUAUCAGCCAGUCAACCCACCAACAAUUUCUACACCCCCAACCAUCCGGCCACCUUCGCCGAGGAAAAGGACCAACCGAACGACUACCCGUCCCUAAUCGACUCCAGCGUGCCAGUGGGCGAGGAUCCCCUUCACCAGGAACUCCAAUCCGCCUACGGCACCAGCGACGUCUACGGCAUGCACUGGCUCCUCGACGUCGACAACGUCUACGGUUUCGGUAACACUCCCGGCCAAUGCGAAGCCGGUCCCGGAGCCACCGGACCUUCCUACAUCAACACCUUCCAAAGGGGUCCCAUGGAGUCCGUGUGGAGAACCAUCCCGCAAUCCACUUGCGAUUCCUUCAAAUACGGAGGUCAAAACGGUUUCUUGGAUCUCUUCACCAAAGACAACAACUACGCCAGACAGUGGAAAUACACGAACGCCCCCGACGCCGACGCUCGCGCCAUCCAAGCCGCCUUCUGGGCCUCGAAAUGGGCGCAAGAAAGCGGCAACCUCGGCACCAUCUCCAACACCCUAUCCAAAGCGGCUAAAAUGGGCGACUACCUCAGAUACUCUCUCUUCGACAAAUACUUCAAGCAAAUCGGCAACUGCGUGAACGCCCACAGUUGUCCCGGAGGUUACGGCAAGAGCAGCGCCCACUACCUGAUGGCCUGGUACUACGCCUGGGGAGGUUCCCUCGACACCAGCGGCGGCUGGGCGUGGAGGAUCGGAGACAGCACCGCUCACUUCGGUUACCAGAACCCUCUGGCCGCUUACGCCCUCGCCAACGAACCCACCUUGAAACCCAAGGGCGCCACCGCCGUCUCCGAUUGGCAAACGUCGCUCGAAAGGCAACUGGAAUUCUACGAGUGGUUGCAAACCCCCGAAGGAGCCUUCGCCGGCGGCGCCACCAACAGCUGGAACGGUCGUUACGAUACCCCGCCAGCGGAUGUGACCGCCAACACUUUCCACGGCAUGUUCUACGAUUGGGAACCCGUCUACCACGAUCCCCCGUCCAACAGAUGGUUCGGUAUGCAGGGUUGGUCCGUCGACAGAUUGGCCCAAUACUACUACGUAUCCGGCGACAGUAAAGCCAAGUCGCUGUUGGACAAAUGGGUAACGUGGGUGCUCGCCAACAUCCACAUCGAACCGGGCAAGAAGUACACGCUGCCCGAGAACCUGCAAUGGUCCGGUACUCCGCCCAACGUGCACGUUGAAGUCACCAAGACCUCCAGCGACGUGGGAACCGGCGCCGCAACCGCCAGAGCUCUGGCUUACUACGCCGCCAAGGCCAACCACCAGCAGGCCAAAGAGGCCGCCAAGGAGAUCUUGGACAUCAUGUGGUGGGCCCACCAGACCGACAAGGGAGUGUCCGUUCCCGAAACCCCCGAUUCGUACCACCAAUUCAAAGAGCCCGUGUAUGUACCGCCCGGCUGGACCGGUAGGUACCCCAACGGCGACGUGAUCGAAAACGGCGCCACUUUCAUCGGCAUCAGGUCUUGGUACAAGAACGAUCCCGCCUGGCCGGCGGUGCAGAAGCAUUUGGACGGCGGUCCGGCUCCCACUUUCACUUACCAUCGUUUCUGGGCGCAAGCUGAUAUCGCUAUCGCUCAAGGUACAUACGGUAUUCUAUUCAAUGAAUAA